CACGACAUUCCCGCUCCGUCAAAUCGCGGUCGUCCAGUGCGCCUUCCAGUGGUCCCCGAUCUAGUGGUCCGUCGUGGUCUCUCCCAGGGGCAUUAGGAUUCCUCCUCCUCCCCUUAACCCCCUUUAAAAAAAAAAAACAGUCUUGGCGAGAAAAAAACUCCUUGGCUUUUAAGACUCGGAGAGAGAAAGAGGAGACCAAUUCGGAGCCACAAUGGGUGACGACAACGCAUGGGUUUUUGACAGCUUAGUUGGUUUUCUGAGGGGGCCUGUCUGGAAUGUGCCAAUCCUCACCUUCAUUGAACACAAGUCUCUCAUCUUCGAGCCCGGCUGCGAGGAUGACUCCGAACACACCAAGAUCCACGAGGAAUACAAGAACCUGGUGGACUUCAUGCUGGGGUCUUACAUGGAGGACAUUGGCAUCACCCCCGACCAGUUCGAGUCGGCUUGCGGGAAGGCUUCUAUCAAGACCACGUUCCAUCAGACGCUGUUCGAGCAAGUAUGGGCUGCUGACGACUACGAGAUUUUCAAGAGAAUGAUGAUCCAGAAGAACCUCGAGCUGCAACUGCAAGCACUGGAGCUGCUGCAACAACGUUAUGGCAUCAUCCCCGAAUCGUGUAUGCCUGGCGAUGCCAUGAGUCCCGAGGAGCAAGCAGUCAUGGAGGAAGUUAUCAAGAAGUCCCUCGAAGAACACGAGGCGGCGCAGGCGAGUCUGGACGAGGAAACGCGAGACCUGGAGAAGGCGAUCGUGGAAUCGAAGUUCGAGAAAGCGAAGUUGGAGCAGGAGCGGAAUAGGGAGAGGGAGAAGCAGCUCGCCGCCUUCGAGGAGUCGGCGCCCCAGAAGAGACCCAAGUCCUCCAGGGCAGCUAGGAAGGUGCUGGCUGGCUCAGACAUCGACGCCCACACGCUGCAGGUGCGGAAGGCCCUGGCGGAGCGACUGAAGGCAGAGGUCAUCGGGAACCAAUAAACCACAUGAGGAAUUAUGUAGAUCUCCUAAGUCGCUUCCUUAAACUUCAUUGUGUUUUUGUUUUUUAGUUUUUCCUUUUGGCUGUGUCUCUUUGUCUGUCGGUCUGUUUGUCUUGCGAGUUCCUAUCUCCUGUCUUUGACUCGACUGUUUGUCAGUUUCUCUGUCUCUCUCUGUCUCUCUCUCUCUCUCUCUCUCUCUCUCUCUCUCUCUCUCUCUCUCUCUCUCUCUCUCUCUCUCUCUCUCUCUCUCUCUCUCUCUCUCUCUGUCUACCUAUCUCUCCUCCAUUUCCCUGUAAUGGAAUUUGCGUUGAUUCAUCGUAUUAAUAUCAAAAUUUCUCAGCAUUUCCGUGGGACGAAUGAAGCGUUUGCGAUAACAUUUUCCCCGCUGUUAUUUCCUUGUAAUGUUCUUUGUAAUUGUCGGUUCUUGUUCGCAAACGCAAAGAAUGGAGGAGUCAGUAUUGAAACAACAGUCUUCUUGUAAUGCAAUGUUGAUGUAAGACUGGAAUUGUGUGAAUUACAUCGGGUCAGUGGGUGAGAAGAGUGUGAAAUAGGCACAUACAAAAAAAUGAAAGAAAAAAAGAAGAAAAAAAUGUAGUUUUUUUUUUUGUUUAUUUAUAAGAUGUAUACAUAAGCCUUAGGGUCAGCUCGAAGCAAGAAAAAAAUAAACAAUAACAACGCACAAGAUCAAAUGCUGUUUCUCAUAUCAGUUUAAACGCUUCCAAAUACUCGAUUUCUUAUACUCCAGUAAAGUCAUAGCACGUGCACACAAUCUGUCUCAUGCUUAUUAAAGAAUUCAGUCCUCCCAUUUUCUCUGUGUUUAUAAUCCGUUUUCUUUUGGAGAGGAAAAAAGUAAAAUCUGGUUAGGGUUCGGUGAUUUGAAAUGUCCUCGUAAAUAAAUUUGGCAAUGGUUAGGAUUCAUCCCCGGUUGACGAAAGAAAAAAUCAUGGUUUAGUAGUAAUGAUCAGUAUUUAUCAAUGGUAAUUGUUAUAUGAGAAUGACAUGAUAAUAACUUGUUUAUUAUUUUAAGCGAUCACUAAACUUUUAUUAGGCAUGUUUUCAUCACAGCCAUGAUUCGAAAGACAAUUUUAUAAGUGAGACAGAGAUGGAGGAAUUCCGUUUAUCCGAACUUUAAGGAAAAAAAACAUAUUAAACCUACUCCGCAUAGCACGAGACAUUUUGUUGACUGUAUAAUUGAGAUUAUUAUUGCUAUGAGAUAUGUGAUACAAUUUCUACUCUCCCAUGCUCAUGCGCACUGCUCAAUGUGAUAAAAUAUGCUAACGAGAAUACAAAAUGGUGUUUUGCUUAGUCCUAGUCAUAAUAUUUUCUUUGCUUAGUGACCAGUAUUUUAGGAACUUUAUGCAGUCGAUUUACCAAGAUUCAGUGCCUUUAUCUUCAUCUAUGUUUCACCAUUAUUGGCACAGAGAUAACUUCUGGAUGGCAAAUGCCCUGCAGAUCUUAAUCUGUUAAAUGAGAACUUUAUGAAUUGAAAUUUCAGGUUGGUAACUGUAAUUAGGGGUUUUAUUUACACGUCCAUGACUUUGAUUAUGCGAUGUGCCUCUGUCUAUGCAUCUUUGUUGUUAUACGAUGUUAGGGAGACCAAAUAUAAAAUGAAUACCCAACCCCCCUUAAAAAUGUGUAACUGGUGAUUGAUAUUUUUUUCUUUUAUUCAACUCGUCAGCGACACUGUUGUUCACCCAUAGAAAUAAAGAAAAAAAUAUGUUUAAACUAUAAAGAGAGUGAUAUUUCCAUAUCAUAUUGCCUUCACUUUUUUUUUAGUUCAAUAAAGAUUUUCCAUGUGAAUUUGUUAUCGUUUGGUACAAUGAGUUAGAAUUUAGAAUCACGUUUAUAUGAUAGUGUAUUGCACGUGGAUGAGUAUUUUUGCCUAAAGCACCGCGUCUGCACAAUAAACGAC
Messenger RNA from Penaeus indicus, 2875 nucleotides. RefSeq names its product cilia- and flagella-associated protein 36-like. Bases 212 to 964 code for a protein of 250 amino acids. The record is from RefSeq and is a predicted model, not a curated record. The transcript is spliced from 5 exons. Lineage: Eukaryota; Metazoa; Arthropoda; Malacostraca; Decapoda; Penaeidae. Gene Ontology annotation, cellular component: axoneme; ciliary base.